This is a messenger RNA of Microtus oregoni (creeping vole), 1082 nucleotides long. RefSeq names its product small integral membrane protein 33-like. Lineage: Eukaryota; Metazoa; Chordata; Mammalia; Rodentia; Cricetidae. The record is from RefSeq and is a predicted model, not a curated record. The coding region runs from base 200 to 598 and encodes 132 amino acids. The transcript is spliced from 2 exons.
UUGAAGACUGGCCCUGGGAAGCCUAGAUGUUUCUGUAAGGACAGGCGCGGGAAAGAAUAGUGAGGGUGUGUGCAGAGGGUGUGUGCCUAGAGCACGGCAGACGUGGCAGCUCCGGGUAGGGGCUGAGCUAGGCAGUGAGCUCUCUUCCUUUGCCCAGCUGGUAUCCAGUCCCAAGGGAACUCUGCUCCAGCCCCGGACAAUGCACCAGGAUGGCCACUAUCCUCAGCCUUCUCCACCUGUGAAUGGGUCAUUGGAACAGGAGCCUCAAAGGCGGCUCCCCGAGAUGCUAGGUGAGGUCUGGGAAGCACCGCGAGGGGACGGGCUGCCCUUUGUCGCUGCAAUCAUCGCUGCCUUUGUCCUCUUAGCGAUCUGCAUUGUGUUGGCGGUUCACUUUGGGCCCACAUUGCACCAGGGCCAUGCCACUCUCCUCACAGAGCCACCAGCUCUAAAGCCAGAGAAUGGCAUUUACCUCAUCCACUGGCGGCUGCUGGACCUACAGGACAAUCACAGAGAAACCCAGCCGGGACUUCCUAUCCCUCACUCUGGCUCUGCCCUAGAUGGACACAGGCCGAGCGUUGAUGAAGUCACAUAUCUGUAGGAGGGUCAUUUGGAGUUGGCCUGACUAUUCUCAGAACAAGAAACUGGACUGAAAAGUGAAUUAGAACCUGGGUGUUGGACUACAGACAGUCCUCUGGACUCGGCGAGAGCAACCCUCAGAUAUUUAACGAGAAAGCUCCAUGGUGACAAGAGAAAUAAAAGCCACCUGAGGACCUUGCCCACAGACAUGGUGCCAAGAUCACCCUUACAAGGUUCCCCUCAGGGAUCUCCAGAUCCUCCUCAGAGUUCCUGUUCCCUCCCUAUACUUCUGAUCUCCAUCCCUUUUGGAAUAAAGAGAAGGUUCCAUCCCUGCGCAGGGAUAUCAGGUCUACAGAGAAGGCCCUGCCUCUACACACUGCUGAUCCAAGGAGAACUCAGGCGAGAACUGUGCCGUGUCUUCUCUGAGACACUGGGUGCCGGGAAAGGAGGCUUGUGGAUGACACCCAAAGCCCCUGGAAUUCUUAAUCUCCACUUAGAUUCCAAGA